AUGGUACGCCUCGCUCGGGUCUCUGCUGCUCCCUUCCUGCCAAAACCCACAAUUGACGAUGAUAACUCCGAGGUUUGGGUUAUACCGGAAACGAACGAGGUCUUUACCAACUAUGAACAUUUUCUGCAACGAAUGAAUUUUUAUAAACAGAGGCGAUUUAUCUGCGAGAUUACCGGCCACUCCUCCCUGACGUUCUUCGAAGCUUUGACGAGCGAGACCGAAGGAUCGAGGGAAGUCAACAGCGCAUUCCCUGAACCCCUGAAGGAGCCUGUUUUGCGCAGAGUUCAAUUUUCUACCAUUUCGCGAAUAGACAGCCUUGUGGACCAAGUAUUCGAGGAUUUCAAGCAAGAUUUCUACCCUGGAGAGCGCGUAACUGUGCUUCUCACGAAUGGGUCGCGGCUACAUGGCAUCGUCCGGGAGAAGGCAAGGUUCCCGGAGAUUCUUGGGCGUGAAGGCAGAGUCGAGCGUCGGGCAUCUUCCCGUUACUUGGUCAAGCUUCUAAAUCGCCACAACGAGGAGGCUUUGCUUGACGAUGAACACCUUAUCCGCGAUCGGAAAAUAUUCACAAAGCAGAUGCUCCGCUCCUUUAUCAAAAAUACAGUCACACGAGAAUCAUGGAGCGGCGCCCCCUGGCUGGUCAAACCCCAGAUCGCGGAACAUUUCCACAUCGAUACCGAAGUGCCCAAGCAUCUGCAAUACGGCAACAAAGCUGGCAAGAAAGCCAACGUAUCCGCAGAGAAGGAAGAAGAUGAAGCCAUGUUUGGCUUCUUUGCGUCUCAGAAUCGACCGCUGAACUCUAGAUCUGGCAACAAAGGUCAGAAGGCAAAGUCGGCCCACGAACUUGCCAAGGCCAAGGAAGAACAGUACUUGGCAUAUCGACGGGCUCUGAAUGGGAACCCGUCAUUUCGCGUGGAUAAAAAGGGGUAUACAAAGGACACUAUUCCACAUCAUGAUGCGCAUGAAAACUCCUUCCACGAUCUCGCCGUUGUCAUCAAACAGAAGUCUCCCACCCCGCCGCCACCACCAAUUAAAUACCCAAUUGAGGAUCUGGAUCUACCCCCCGUGAAUGACCGUCAACCCCGACCUGCAUUGAAAUUCUUAAAUGAAGAAGAGGGUUCUGGCAUUAAUAUGAGCUCAAUUGGCUCUCUGCUUGAAACUUGGAAUACUUUAAAUGUAUACUGCGAAGUCUUCCAGCUGGACUCCUUCACCUUUGACGACUUUGUGGAAGCAAUACAAUUCUCAUCCGAUGACGUGGACUGCGAGCUACUGGUAGAGAUGCAUUGUGCUGUGCUAAAAACGCUGGUCAAUGCAGAAUCGGACCAGGACGGCGCAGUUCAAAUAUCCCUCCCGCCGCUCCCGGAAGAAGACGAAUCCGAUGAAGAAGGCGAAGAAGAAAGCGAGGCUGAACCUGAGCCGGAGCCAGAGCCGCCAAGACGAACCACAAGAAGCAGCUUUGCAAAGGCACAAGCCGAACUCGCCGAAAUGGAAGAGGAAAAGCCAAGUGAAACUGAACCGGCAGAGGUUAGGACACAUCGUGCCGCCGACAUGUUCGAAGAGUACGAUUGGAUUGACCGCCUACGGAAACGUGACUUCAAGAAUGGCGGCUGGGAGAUCAUCCUUGUUGGCCUAUUGAAUCGCCUGUCCUUGAAACCCAGACUACAGCAAACUUGCGAAGAGAUAUUAAUACACAUGGCGCCCUUGGAUGCAGAACCAACUCAACAAACCGCACGAGCUCAAUAUGCUACCCUAGACGUCAACCUUCGAAUCCAAAUCCUGCAAAUCAUUUGCAUGCUAACGGUUGAAACAAGGGCAGUGAAGAACUACAUGGAGGAAUGUAGUAACCAGAUGACUGAAUUCCGCAAAGAGAAGAUCGAGCUGCAGCGUGCACGGAAAGUAGUCCUUGAGGAAUUACGGGUUCUCCACGAAGAGAGGAAGCAGCUCGAGCCCGAGCAACGGGAUACACCUACACGCCAAGACGAAGAAAUGCUGGAGGCUCAAAUUGAUGCUACAGAUGACACCGAGAGUGCCACUGAUUCAGAUGAGCCUAUCGGGCCCUCACUAAGGGGCGGAGUCGACCGAGCCCUGGAGCGGAAGCGAAGACAAGAAGCAGAGCGAGAAAGAAAGGAACAAGCAACCAAGCAACCCAAAGGCUCAAAACAGUACCAACGAGUGCUGAAAAAGAUGGACGAGGAAAAGAGCAAGAUUGAAACAAUCGAAAGCGAAAUCGCUGUUCUGGAUAAUGACUUGAGGGAGGCAGAUUGCCCACGAACAAGAGUCUUAGGCAAAGACCGCUUUUGGAAUCGCUAUUAUUGGUUUGAGCGGAACGGGAUGCCCUAUGAGGGUUUACCUAACAGCUCCACGGCUGCUGCCAACUAUGCUAACGGGCGCCUCUGGGUGCAAGGUCCCGAUGAAAUGGAGCGUGAAGGCUUUAUCGAUGUCCCCGAAGAAGUUAGCCAAGAAUACAUGCAACGUUUUGGAACGACGGUAGCGAAACGCAAGCGAGCUGAAGAAGGAUCGCCCGGCCUUUCUUCUGCCCAGGAAUGGGGCUACUACGACAGUCCGGAAGAACUCGACAAGUUGAUGGCGUGGCUUGAUACGCGUGGAGUGCGGGAGUUGAAACUUCACAAGGAACUGAAGCUACAACGCAACAACAUCGCCAAAUACAUGGAGAAUCGCGAGAACUACCUUACAGAGGUCACAUCAACGGAUGAGGCCAAGGAGCAGCCGGCGAUGCGCAUGUCGACGCGGACCAAGGCCCAAGCCAACGAUCAGAAACAAGGCUGCCUCAAAUGGCGAAAUCUGACUGCCUUGAAAGAAUGCGGCCAUCUACACGUCGAAUCCGAACGACCCUCGAAACGGGCCAAGAAGGCUGCUGCCCCAGAACCGGCUAAAGAAACCAGAAUGACUAAUCGUCAAGGCAAACCCCUGGGUCGACAGGGGACGAAGUAG
Molecule: messenger RNA, 2949 nt
Organism: Arthroderma uncinatum
Lineage: Eukaryota; Fungi; Ascomycota; Eurotiomycetes; Onygenales; Arthrodermataceae
Product: DDT domain-containing protein
Exons: 9
Coding region: 1-2949 (982 amino acids)
Source: RefSeq, a predicted model, not a curated record